AUGAGCGACUUCGAAGCUUUGAGGAUGAACGAGGUGGACUCCAUAGAUGAUUUCGCUGGGAAAAUCAGUGGUGUGGCUAACAAACUCAGUGAGCUUGGAGCUUCUGUGAAGGAUGGCACACUUGUGAAGAAGUUAUUUAACUCGGUUCCAAGCAAAUAUCUUCAAGUAUUGGCCUCACUUGAGCAGUUGUUUGACGUGGAUGAGAUGCCGUUUGAAGAAGCUAUAGGUCGUCUGAAAGCUUAUGAGAAGAGGGUUAAGAAAGAUGAUAAGCAAGGCAACCAACUUCUUCUCACUCGUGAAAAGUGGAGUGCCCGCACUAAGAGAGUCAGUGGGGAGCCACAAAGACAUGGUGCUACCAGCUCUGAGGGUCGGGGCUGGGGGAAAACUCGGGGCAGAGGACGUGGACGGCACAGUGGAGGACGCGGUGGCGCAACAUUGUCACGCUUGGAUGGUGCAAGUGGAAGUAGAGAUAAACAACAUAUAUAA
This is a messenger RNA of Dioscorea cayenensis subsp. rotundata (Guinea yam), 486 nucleotides long. RefSeq lists its product as uncharacterized. NCBI's taxonomy places the organism in Eukaryota, Viridiplantae, Streptophyta, Magnoliopsida, Dioscoreales, Dioscoreaceae. Bases 1 to 486 code for a protein of 161 amino acids. The record is from RefSeq and is a predicted model, not a curated record. The transcript has a single exon.